This is a messenger RNA of Lontra canadensis (Northern American river otter), 2205 nucleotides long. It is a transcript of the gene LBR, whose product is annotated as lamin B receptor. The transcript has 14 exons. NCBI's taxonomy places the organism in Eukaryota, Metazoa, Chordata, Mammalia, Carnivora, Mustelidae. Gene Ontology annotation, molecular function: oxidoreductase activity, acting on the CH-CH group of donors, NAD or NADP as acceptor. The record is from RefSeq and is a predicted model, not a curated record. Bases 79 to 1935 code for a protein of 618 amino acids. Gene Ontology annotation, cellular component: nuclear inner membrane. Gene Ontology annotation, biological process: sterol biosynthetic process.
CCGACGCGGGGGCUGCUCGGCUACUGUCCCGGAGCCGUUCACGUCCCGCCGGAGCCCGGCGCAGGCUGAUUUUUCAAAAUGCCAAGUAGGAAAUUUGCUGAUGGCGAGGUGGUGAGAGGUCGGUGGCCUGGGAGUUCGCUUUACUAUGAAGUUGAAAUUCUGAGCCAUGACAGCCAGUCCCAGCUCUACACCGUCAAGUACAAAGACGGCACUGAACUUGAGCUGAAGGAGAAUGAUAUCAAGCCUUUAACUUCCUUUCGACAAAGGAAAAGUGGCUCAACUUCCAGUUCUCCCUCCAGACGCCGAGGGAGUAGGUCAAGGUCGCGCUCCCGAUCCCCCGGUCGACCACCGAGGAGUUCCCGUCGAUCCGCCUCUGCUUCACACCAGGCUGACAUAAAGGAGAUGAGGAAGGAAGUCCUGGAAGUGAAGCUGACUCCGCUGGUGCUGAAGCCAUUUGGGAACAGCCUCAGCAGAUACAACGGGGAGCCUGAGCACACAGAGAGGGACGGCCUGCCCCCCAGAAACACUGAGGAAAAAUUCCAUUUGUCGGAAGAAAGUCAUUACAUAUCUACACAGUAUAGCCUUCGGCCAAGAAGAGAAGAGAUCAAAUUAAAAGACAUAGAUUCUAAGGAAGAAAACAUUGUUGCAACAAAAGGAUCUACAUUAUGGAAAACUUCUGAAGAGCCGGCCACGCAGGCCAAGGCCCUGGAGUUCGGUGGAGUCCCUGGUGCGUUUCUCAUCAUGCUCGGCUUGCCUGCCUUCCUCUUCCUGUUGCUGCUCAUGUGCAAACAGAAGGAGCCCCGUCUUCUGAAUUUCCCACCUCCGUUGCCAGCUUUGUCUGAUCUGUGGGAAACCAGAGUGUUCGGGGUCUAUCUGCUCUGGUUUUUUCUUCAGGCUCUGUUCUACCUCCUGCCGAUCGGGAAGGUUGUGGAAGGAAUGCCUCUUACUGAUGGAAGAAGACUCAAGUAUAGAUUGAAUGGGUUCUAUGCUUUCCUGCUGACCGCCGCGGCCGUUGGGGCGGCCGUGUUCUGGGGCCUGGAGCUGCUCUACGUCUACGACCAUUUCCUGCAGCUGGCGCUGGCUGCCUUCGCCUUCACCGUGGGCCUCAGCGCCUACCUGGCCGUACGGGCUGCGGGUGCCCCCCUGGCUGCCCUGGCCCCUGGCAGCUCUGGAAACGCCGUCUAUGAUUUCUUCAUUGGCCGUGAGCUUAAUCCUCGGAUUGGUACUUUUGAUCUCAAAUACUUCUGUGAAUUGCGUCCCGGACUGAUCGGAUGGGUGGUUGUGAACUUGGUGAUGCUUUUGGCGGAGAUGAAGGUACAGAAUCAAGCCACUCCGUCCUUGGCGAUGAUUUUGGUGAACAGUUUCCAGCUCUUGUACGUGGUGGAUGCUCUCUGGAACGAGGAAGCAUUGUUGACAACCAUGGACAUCACCCAUGACGGGUUUGGAUUCAUGCUGGCUUUUGGAGACUUAGUGUGGGUUCCCUUCAUCUAUAGCUUGCAAGCCUUUUAUCUCGUCAACCAUCCCAACGAAGUGUCCUGGCCCAUGGCCUCUCUGAUUAUUGCUCUGAAACUUUGUGGAUAUGUAAUCUUCCGAUGUGCAAAUUCUCAGAAAAAUGCAUUCCGGAAAAAUCCCAGUGACCCAAAGCUUGCACAUCUAAAAACCAUCCAUACUUCAACCGGAAAAAAUCUUCUAGUUUCCGGAUGGUGGGGCUUCGUUCGUCACCCCAAUUACUUGGGUGAUCUCAUCAUGGCCCUGGCGUGGUCCCUCCCCUGUGGUUUUAAGCACAUUCUGCCCUAUUUCUACGUGAUCUACUUUGCUGUGCUGCUGGUGCACCGCGAGGCCCGUGACGAGCGCCACUGCCGGAGGAAGUACGGCCUGGCCUGGGAGAAGUACCGCCGCCAUGUGCCCUACCGCAUCAUCCCCUACAUCUACUAGACACGCGCUGCUGCCCGCCCUGCCGCCGCGCCUCCGCUGGUCCUCACUCUCCUGCUCCAGUCGGGACUAUGGAGCCAAGGGGUCUUUUAACCUCCCCAGGUUUAUCGUUACUAAAUCACAGUCGUGAACAGAAGGAAACAGGCGAAGGUGUUAGAAUUAGCUUUCUAGUGGGAAAUGCUCCAUUUUUAAAAGUCUUCUCAAUGCACUGAAAAGGAUACACAGGUGUCUAUGGGUUUUGAGGACUUUUCAAAUUGUGAUGGUUUUGUCAGU